GCUGAGCAGAGGAAGGGGGAGGGCGCUGCUGUCGCUCCGGCCGGCUGUCAAUACCAUCACUUCAUCAAGAUGAGUAAUAGUCACCCACUCCGUCCUUACACAGCUGUGGGGGAAAUUGACCAUGUUCACAUUUUGUCAGAGAAUGUUGGCGGUCUGAUGAAUGGGGAGGAGUAUAGUGAUGUUACCUUUAUUGUAGAAAAGAAACGUUUUCCUGCACAUAGAGUGAUUCUGGCUGCUAGAUGUCAUUAUUUCAGAGCAUUAUUAUAUGGUGGAAUGAGAGAAUCUCAGCCUGAAGCAGAAAUCCCUCUUCAGGAUACCACUGCAGAAGCAUUUACAAUGCUGCUGAAAUAUAUAUACACAGGCCGUGCUACAUUAAGAGAUGAGAAGGAAGAGGUACUCCUGGAUUUCCUGAGCCUGGCUCACAAAUAUGGAUUCCCAGAAUUGGAGGAUUCCACCUCUGAGUAUCUUUGCACCAUACUUAAUAUUCAGAAUGUUUGUAUGACCUUUGAUGUUGCCAGUCUCUACUCACUCCCUAAACUGACUUGUAUGUGCUGUAUGUUUAUGGAUAGAAAUGCUCAAGAGGUGCUCUCCAGUGAAGGCUUUCUGUCACUUUCUAAGGCUGCUCUUCUAAAUGUUGUCCUGAGGGAUUCAUUUGCAGCACCUGAGAAGGAUAUUUUCCAGGCUUUGAUGAACUGGUGUAAACAUAACCCCAAGGAGAAUCAUGCUGAAAUCAUGCAGGCAGUACGCUUACCCCUGAUGAGUCUGACAGAACUACUAAAUGUUGUAAGACCUUCUGGAUUGCUGUCGCCUGAUGCCAUUCUGGAUGCCAUUAAAGUUCGUUCUGAAAGUCGGGACAUGGACCUCAACUACAGGGGCAUGCUAAUACCAGGUGAGAACAUUGCAACUAUGAAAUAUGGAGCGCAGGUUGUAAAAGGGGAGCUGAAGUCUGCUUUGCUAGAUGGGGACACACAGAAUUACGACUUGGAUCAUGGUUUUUCCCGACACCCGAUUGAUGAUGACUGCCGUUCUGGCAUUGAAAUUAAACUAGGUCAGCCAUCGAUAAUCAACCACAUAAGAAUACUACUCUGGGACAGAGAUAGCCGGUCUUAUUCCUACUACAUUGAGGUGUCCAUGGACGAGUUAGACUGGAUCCGCGUGAUCGAUCACUCUAAAUAUCUUUGUCGGUCCUGGCAGAAGCUGUAUUUUCCUGCCCGUGUCUGCAGGUACAUCCGAAUAGUUGGCACCCACAACACAGUGAACAAAGUUUUCCAUAUUGUGGCAUUUGAAUGCAUGUUUACCAACAAAACCUUCACUCUUGAGAAAGGUCUUAUAGUUCCCACUGAAAAUGUUGCAACAAUUGCAGACUGUGCCAGUGUGAUUGAGGGUGUAAGUCGAAGUCGCAAUGCCUUGUUGAAUGGAGAUACAAAGAAUUAUGACUGGGAUUCCGGGUACACAUGUCAUCAGCUAGGCAGUGGUGCUAUUGUGGUACAGCUAGCACAGCCAUUCAUGAUUGGAUCAAUACGGUUACUUCUCUGGGACUGCGAUGAUCGGAGCUAUAGUUACUACAUUGAGGUUUCCACUAAUCAGCAGCAAUGGACCAUGGUGGCUGAUAGAACAAAAGUUUCCUGCAAAUCUUGGCAAGCGAUAACUUUUGACAGACAACCUGCAUCGUUCAUCAGAAUAGUUGGAACUCACAACACAGCUAAUGAGGUGUUUCACUGUGUGCAUUUUGAGUGUCCAGCACAAAACAAUGCCCACAAGGAAGAGGGUAAUGAGGAAGUGGCGACAACAGAACUGGGCACUGGCACACAACAGAUUGUUUCUCGCCCAGUUCGAGCCUCAAGCACCAGUUCUCUGCACUCCCUCACUGGAUCCACCUCACGUACACAUGCUCACCAACCAUAAAGGAGAGGGGAACGGAGCUUUUGCAGUCUCCAUGAUGCUAUAUGAAAUUAUUCACAACCUUCUUGUACAGGCACCUUUUUUCUUGUUCUCUCAGUGAACAAAGGGGACCAUGCCUGGCAGCUGGAAAUGUUGAAAUGGAAAAGGCUUUCCAAGGACACAAAGGGGCUGCUUCACUCUCUUCAAUUUGUUCAAAUCAGGCUUUGUCUCCGGGGGGAUAAAAUAGGUCUUCAAUCUAUAUCAAGUCCCCCAUUAACACCCUACCUCUCUAAUCUAACCAAGGAAAGGAGAAUGGAAAGAAAUAAAAGGCAGAGUCACAUUGGAAUACAAAAAUGGCAUAUGAACAGUAGACUGGAAGGAAUAUAAAUUAAUUAUUUGUUACCUGAAGGCACCUAUUAGGAAAUAGAAUGUUUAUCUUUAUGGCAUCACUAUGGAAAAUAGAUUGUUUUUAUUUUUUUAAAUUAUUCUUAAUCCAUAUUAAUUGGUAAAUUAUAAGCUGUUUUCUAAAUCAUUUUGACUCAGUGUCUGACUUUUCCCUUAUUUCUGGCUGUAGAUACAUACAGUACAAUAGUUUAGGGAAGUAACAGACAUGUAUAUCACCUGGUAUGACAAGGAAAAAACCCUCAUGAUAAAAACAAAUCAAUUUAUGGAUCCUGUAUUUAAUUCUGACUUUACUUGAAUUGUUGAGUUACAAAAUUGUCAUUUUUUAUCUAUGUUCCAAGUUGCAAAUUCCUAGUCAAGCUUCCAACUUGACAAGCAGAUAACUGUCUGCUUAAUUUAAAGAUGAUUCUUCAAGUUUUACUUAAAUUUCUACAAAAAUUAUUGUAAUUUUUCAAAUUUGUUGUUUGUGUUUAGAAAAGCAGAAUUACAGCUGACGGUUGACAUGCUGCUGGUCAGACUCAGCAAUACAAAAAUGAGAAUUUGCAGUCAAAAAAUUUUUAAAGAAAAUAAUAGACUACAGUGUUCAACUAGGGAUUUAAAAGCCACUGAUAAGCUUUUCUCAUAAUCUUCAUGGAAAAAAAUUAAUUUAACUAUUGUGGUUUGAUCUGACUCUUUAUUGGUUCUUGCUUUAGUAACUUACAUCUCAGUGUUAACUCUCCUUUGUAACUUGAUCAGAUUAUCUGCUUUUUUUCUUAUCUAGAGCAUUUUCACAUUGUGAUCAUCAGGAUUCUCUAAUCUCCAGUACAUGUGAUUUAGCAAAAGCUCCGCAUCUCACUGAGCUUGCCAGUGUGGGAAGAAGAGGUUCUGUUUUUACACACAAUAUUGAUGUCAUUUGGCAAAAAUAAAUAGGAAAGAUUGAUAUUUCUCCUGAAGUACCUGACCUUUGGAGCAUCUACUGUCCAAGUUUAUCGACCUGGAAUUUUUUUUCUGUUGGUCUAACAUACCUUUGCCAGAGCAAAACAAGAUGACAAGUCAGAGUUAGUCAAGUCAAAUAUGAUUUUCCUCUGCUUGAACAUAAUGAUAUAAUGAGUUAUAUAUCAAUCUAUAACACUGCUUAACCUGAAAGAAUUUCUUUCUGAAUACCAGUUGGGCUAAAAGCAUGAAGGAACAGAUAGCAUGGUGGCUACAAAACAGCAGAGACUUGACAGAGAAGAAAAGAAACGCUUCCUCUUUCUGAUAUAUUUCCUGUAAAGUUGAAUAACUUUGGCAAUCUUAUCUUUUUUCCCUUAUCACCAGACCCAUCUUCAGUCUUUCUCAUGUUAGCCCCUGUAUUCCCUCCCCAAACCUUUUGCCCCCAUUGCCUGAAUCAAGCUGGUUGUCAUUGGAGAUGCAUGGACAUUACAUGAUACAUUUUAUUAGGUGUCAUGGCUACCCCUCACAGUGCUUAGUAGAGGUUCUCUGCAUACAGAAUGUUUCUCGUGAGCCAUCAACUAGCACUGUCUGCUGAUUACCACGUUUGUUUAGCAACUCUUAGCAUAGUGGAAGUCAGACUAAGUAUUGGGUACAGAGCCCUUAGAUUAACUUUAAGUACAGAGGUAGAAAAUUUUAGACUAAACUUUUCUUUAAAAAGAAACAAACAAAAACCCCAUGACAAUUGUAAUCUUUGCUGGAUCUUUUGAGUUCCAUGGAGCCUCUCUUGUCUUUCUUGGGUUGAUCCUUCAGCAUCAGGGUUGGUGAGAGACUACAAAUAAAUUUACAACUAAUUUCACCAUUCUCAGACUGCAAAUAAACAAAUUACAUCAUUUUCCAGUUUUGUUAGCUCUAAUUGCCACCAUUGUAGGGAGUGUUGUAACAUAAGAAUGAAAUAGAUCUGUAUCAAUUGUCCCUCGGUUUAGACUCUCUCAGGCAAAGUGCAGGAUUUUGAAUGUAUACUUCCCAGACAUGGACAAUUAUUUUGUAGAAUACAGCUGAGCCAAAAAAAAGACUCUUUAGAAGCCAUCAGUCUACACCCCUCCUUCUGUCAUUCUCUCUGAUCUUGCCCUCUAAGGCUUCAUAGAUCAAAGACAUCUAUAUAGUCUAGAUUUCUUAUUACAUCUACUAGCCAUCCAGGCCUCUAUUCACCCCAGUUCUGGGACAUGAAGAAUUUAAAAGAUUAACCUAUAGCAGAGUACAUGUGAGAGAUUCUCAAAGCACAGAGCAACAGGACCUGUAGAACUUCAAACAUCCAAGAAAAGUAUAUGUCAGCCACAGCUGAGGUAAAUUAUCAUAUCCUUCCUCACAAACAAAUAGGAAUUUUUUAACAUUAUGAUUCCCAGUCACAUCAUGCCUCUUUCACACACCUGUUAGUCACCUCUCUGACAAUUAUUUGUGCUUUGAACCUGUUUCUGAAGUAAGUCAUUGUGUCUGUGUUGGCACAGAAUUUUCAAACCUUUAUAAGCCAAAAUAACCCCAUUUUCCAUUUUGUGGUUUGAAUCUUUUAGUCUUGUAUAACAAGAAUAAUGUUAAUGCUUUGGGAGUCGUAUGUUAUUGAUCAUCUCAUUUUUGCUCAGUUUUAAAACCCCCAUAAAAUCUACUUAUUGCCUGGUAUGCUCUUCUGCCAUGAAGGUUCUCUUUUAAUAUAAUGUGCCAGUGGUGAGGUAGGAGGAGGGCAUCACACAGAAUUAAUUUAUAUUUUGGUAUAAAUGUCCUCAGCUUUUUCCAGAUUUUUUUUUUUAUAUUUAGUUUUUAUAUAUAGUUUAGUUUUUCUUCAUUAUGGGAUUGCUGCUUAAUUGAAUUCUGGUUAUUCAUGUAUGAUUUUUGUCAACCCUGCUCUGAGUUUUUAGCUUGUUUCCCGAUGGAAAUAACUAAAAGCAUAGUUGAGCUGCCAAGAUGUACCAUUAAAAAGUGUGUCACUUCAGGAUGAUGGGAUAUAUACAGUUACUCUGAACUUUAUAGCAUACAUGUAUGUUUUAUCUGUGACUGAGAUAAAACAGGACUGACCAGAUAUUCUCUUGUCUCCUGUCAGACUAUAAGAGUUUUGUUGAUAUAUUUCUAUGCUAAUAGCAUUCGUUUAUAUUCUCAUUAUAGAGACAUUGUUUCUAUUUAGCACUUAAAUGGACUUUGACAUUAAAAAUGAUAAACUCCACCCUCAGAUUUUCCCUAUUCUUUUUCAUUUCCUCUGUUUUCUCCUAAUGCUAGCUUCAGUUUAGACUAGCGUCAAGCUCAUGUGGUGCUCAGCAGAGUCACCUUUAAAGUUUCCUUUUUUAAUUAAGUGUCUCUUUCUUCCAAAUAUAUUAAAAACACUUUUAUUCCCAGAAAUGUCUGGCAUCAAACCAAACCAUAUUUUCAGCAAAAGUAGGCUGUAUUUGUAAAACUGAUUUCUCUGGGAAAAUGAGUUUUUGAAUUGAGCAAAAAUUGCUCAGCUCUGUGUUCCAAACCAUUGUCAAGCAAUCCUACAAACAAGCUCCUGAAAGAUCAGUUUAGACUUUCUUUAAUUUAAAAAGCAACAAAAAUAUAAUUUUGUCUUUCUCUAGCAAAGGAAACUAGUGUACCACUGAAAUAAGCAAGUAUUUUUAUUUUUCCAUGGAGGGACAUUUGAUAAUGCAGAGGCACAGUUUCCCAUUUCAUGAGACUUCAUUUAAGAAGUUCCUUUUGACAAUGAAGCAAUGUGGUAAAAAGCAAAGAAAAUUAAAUUUGUUUUCUUCGAGGAAUUUGAAGUGUGUACUUUUUAUUUUUAUGUUAUCUUCUGCAAAAGUGACAUGUUCAGUUUGAACUAUAACAAAACAAGUGAAUCCAAGGCCGAUGUGAGACGUUUAGCAGAGAGGUGAAAUUAGCCUUUUUCAUGUAGAGGUAACUUGGUGCUUCAGUGCAGUUGGCUUCCUCUGGAGCUCCAUUUAUUUCUCUUUCUUUAGAAAUCAAUUCUGCAGGUUUGUCCUGACUACAACUCCCACUGGAGUUCAGUGCUUAUUAGUGCUGUGUAAAAUUCUAAUGCAAUUAAUGUAUCUUCACCUUAAUGUAUUUUGAUUAUUAUAACAUUAAAUUCGAGAAUUUUCUGUAUGGUAUCUGCCUUGAUAAGAUGGUAGUUUCUUCUGAUAGAAGAAGAAGGGGAAAGGUCAUGAUUAAGGCACUACUUGACUUGUGGGAUGAUUGUCAUAUAAUUGUGGUUGAGUUGUGGACAAGACAUGGGAAAUUGCGGAAAAGUAAUAAUGGACCUGUAUUAUUUGUGGUAAUUUGGAAAACCUGCUCCCUCUAUGAUCCAGGCAUGGGAUUGACAGUGGAAGCUCCCACUGUCAGCCACCUGGCUAAUGGAUGGGGCUCCCAGUGUCAGCCGUAGGUGGGACUGAGGGAUGGGGCUCCCACUGUCAGCCACUCUUCUGACGGCCGAGGCUCCUGCUGUCAGCCAUGCAUGGGGCUGAGGGCCAGGGCUCCCGCUGUCAGCGCUCAUCUGAUGGCCAGGUUCCACUGUCAGACCCGCACAUGGCUAGGCUCCUGCUGUCAGCUGUCAUACUGACAAAAUUGCAGUGGAAGCCUAAUAUUGCAGAAUCCACAAUUUCUGCAAUAUCGCAAGUUAAGUAGGGCCUUAGUCAUGAUGUUGGUAAUUCAAUACUGUAGGUAUAUGAAACUGAUUUUUCAGGAUUUCUUCAAUUGACAAAAUAUGAAGUUUUACUAUCUACAGCUCAUUUAACAAUAUUAUGCAUAGCCAGAGUCAAUGAAGAGACUAGAAGGUAAAGUUACUAGAGUUUAUUAUUGCAUUGUUAGAUAGAGCUACUAGUUCUGUUUGACCAAAAUGUAUGGUAUGCCCACUUUAGAAUAUGGAAUCAGAGACUAGACUAACUCAGUUAUUGAGCUUUUCUGGCAAAUGGGACUUUUGUAAUUAUUUUCCUUUUAGGAAGUAUUUGUUGUCUUUAUAUAAGUUUUGCAAGGUGCUCUGAUACCAUUGGGGUAAAAAUACACUUUUAGGUAGAUAUAGUAGUGAUUGUGGUAGCCUUUGGGAAACAUCAAAGCCAAUAAAAACAACAGUCUUGUGCAUUCAUGAAGUCAAAUUAGCUGCGAUGGUGCAAGGACAUAUUUUAGAAAUAUUAAUUUACAGGUUCCAGAGUCUAGGGCCUGAUUACCCACUGCCUCCCAAUUGUGUAUCUUUUAAUGAUUUAUUUAAGCUACAGUCUUGAUCUUGUAGGUUAAUUGAUUGCCUGCUCAUUUGAGUUAACUAAUAGAAUUGUAAAGUGCAGUGGUGGUGUAGCCAUGGUAGUCCUGGGAUAUUAGAGAGACAAGAUGAAUGCGGUAAUAUCUUUUACUGGACCAACUUCUGUUGGUGAAAGAGACAAGUUUUUGAGCUACACAGAGCUCUACGUGAAGAAGAGUGCUGUGAAGCUCGAAAGCUUGUCUCUUUCACCAACAGAAGUUGGUCCAGUAAAAGAUAUUACCUCACCCACUUUGUCUAGACAAUUGUAAAAGUUAAUCUAGACACUCCAAAAACCUGUGUUCUAAGAGACAAAUGCUUGUUUCUGGUCCUGAUCUCUGUGUAUCCUAAAGUGGGGGGGAUGGACACAAUAGACAAGCAUUAAAAUUUUGUUAGUGAACUUAGGCUAAUAAGUAAAUUGAUGAACGUGAAUUACAACAGGAUCAGGUACUCUGGUCUAGACGAGGCCUUGCACCUGUGCAAGUGGGCAUAAAAUGAUACUAUUGUGAUUUGAUAGCAUAUUACACCCUUUUUAUGGUCACUUAAAACUGAUGUACACAAGGUGUGAAACAAUGAACAUUCAGUCCCGGGGUGUUCAUGCUGUGCCCAGUUGAGGGAUGUUUGUAAUUUGGCUGUAAGUAACAUGCAUAAAAUAGGUCAAAUUGCAUAUAUCCAUCUUCAAGACAAUAGUGCAGUCCACAGAGACUGCAGGUCCCACUUGGCUCCCUUGUAUGCUGUGACCUGUUGUGUCCCUGGAGUGAACAUCCAUAUUAAAAAUUUGGGUGUUUGUGGAAGUGUGCAGGCUGUACUUUAGCCAGCUCUCCUACACAUGAUUUUUGUGAGUGCCAUUUGGAAAUCCACAAGCACUCAUUAGAAAGCUUUGACUGAUGAGAGUAGGAGCUGUUCCCACAUCUCACGGCAAAAUUGGGUCCUUUGUUUUAGAUUUAAGAUCCUUCAGUAGCAGUUUAAACUUUUGAAAUUGCCAUGUAGCUUAUCUUAGACAAAGGAAAUCCAAGAUUGCAACUGUGAUAAAUGGCAUUCUCAUGGGGGAAACUGAAAAUUCCUGCCAUUUUCCCAUAGGAUGGCUACAAUUUACAGCUGAUGGAAGUUCAGUUACACAUCACUUAUGUUUAGUUACUCAUGCAUUUUAUUACUGUAACAUAUAUGAAUGGUGGCAGUAACUGCAUAACAAACCUUACUCAGAGUAAUAAUACCCUGCUGGCAUUAGUCAUUAUUAGCAAAAACAGAGAAUUAUCUCUUCCCCCACCUCCUCACCCCCAGUCUAAUAGAAUGAUAAUUAUAAUUUUUUUCAGAGCAUUGAGCUGUAUCCCUUACACAAGUGUGCUGGGAAUUGCAGUUCAGACUGCAUCAGGUAAACCACUAAAAUCCUAAUAUAGGGAGUAAACAGGAGCUCCCCCGCACUGUUACUACAGGCCCUGAACUGUAGUAGAGGCAAUGGAAGUGCUGUGGGAUUGCGUUGUUGGUACAAUAUAUAAACUAACAAUGUAUCCCCAGAACUUUUACUAGAACUAUUUCCUUAUUGAUCACCUCAGCCCAUCCAUUAUUUGUGUGCAAUCCCAGUGAAUCAAACCCCAGUUAACAGAAGGUAAGCUUGUUUCCCAGGAUUUUCAGUGCUGUCCAGUGAGUAAUGAAAGCUUGCAGAAACAUCAACAACACUCUAUGGUAUGUUUCUGUGAGGGUUCUGGGGCAUAUACAGAACUGACUUAAAUAUCCUAUCAAACAAAAUGCUGUUUAUCUGAAGGUGUCAAAUGUCUCCUGAAACCUUUGGAUAAGUGGGGUUGUACUGUACUUAUUCAGACCAGUGCCUACACCUUGAGGCCAUGUGCUAUGUAAUCUGAUGCUAUAACAAUUAUUGCAGUUUCCCCCUGAACAAACACUAGUAAACUUACACACCUACAAGGAAAUGCAGUAGUUAUUUUUCUUGGUAAUAUUUUGAGACUACACAAAUACCUGUAGUCUCUGUGUGAUGCAGGUGAUUUAUGAUAAAUACCUAGCAUGUACAUACCUUUAUGUGUAUAGAUAGAUGGUAUAAAGAGUUCCCCUUCAAUUAAUAUUCUCCUUUUAUGAAAACAUUUUGAUAUUGUGCUUCCCUUGAAGUACAGUCAGCCGCUAGAACUGUUGUCUGGCACCUUCUACAUAUGUUUAUUGCUCUUUGUUUAAUUCAGCUGCUAAAUUCGUCACAGGAAUUUCUCAUAGGAAUUUGACACGUAGAAACUACACUUUCAGAGGAAUCACAAAUGGCUUCAUUACUAUGGUGUUGAAGCAGGUUCCUUCUGCUUUCUACUUUUUGGGACGAUGUGGUGCAAGAGGAAAAUAUAGAUGUGACCUGGAAAAAAUAGGAUUAUUAUUAAAAGUGGGCAGAGAUGCAGCCUAGGGUGCAAAGGGAGCUUCCAGUAACAGAGUAAAGCUAGAUGCUGGUAGGAGGACUCAGAAAUCCAAAACUUGGUAAUCUGAUACAGAGAGUUGAUAAAAUUCUGCUUUGACAUUUGUGUUUGUCCACUUGUACUCAUUAUAUAACAAAGACUUUAUUAACAUUUCCUAAUUUGGGACUAUUGUACAGAUAAAAUGCAAUUUAUAGGCAUUAGAAGGUAAACAUUUUAAAUGUUACGAAGAGAUACUAUAUCACAAGAGUAUGGGGUUUAACCUGGUUAAGAGUUAAUCUUAUAUUAGAGAGUGCUCUCAUAAUGAGCCAUCUGAUGAUGAGAUUGUAGUCUAGUUGCAGACAUGCACAUAUAUACUUUCUAUAGCUUAGAAAGUGUAUGUAGAUGUUUCAUAAGUCCAUGUCACCACAAUCCUGAAAUUCAUUUCAGAGUCUGGUUUUUACAUAUAUUCUUGUUCAUAUUCUUUUCUUUUAAUUUCAAGAAUCUUAUUAUCAAGAUUUUGUUGCAGAAAGGAUUGUAACAAAAGUGAACAUAAAGCCAUGGAGAAUACACUGUAAGGAACAAUGCAGAAAUAGUUUCUAGGGAAAAGGUUCAGUGGGGAUGCCCCAGGCCUACCAGCUCCUCUUUUUUUCUCUACUCACUGCUCCUGUUCGUUUUCUCGUUUCUGCACCUAACAUAUAUUUUUCUGGAUGAUGAACUAAAGGGACUUAGCUUUUCACCUCUCUGCCCCAUACCUGAGUAAAGUAUACAAAUCCCAAUUCAUUAGAAUCCAAACUUAGAAUGGUGGUUUUGUGCAUCCUUCCUUUGCCAUCUUUCCCCCAUUACCAGAUUUCUUGAGAAUAGGCUUCCAUAGCUUGGUUCUAAACUACCUCACACCCUGUUGUGAACAGAGAUGCGCUGAAGCUAAAAUACUUGCUCUGUGAUGGAGCUGUUGGGUGCUCUUAAAAUGCCCAUAUAGAUGUAGCUAUACGAGCCUAACAUGCAGUGAUUUCAUUUUUGGGAAUACUGCCCCCAGAAAGAGGUAUUUACUGGAUGAACUCAGAGCCACACCCAUUCAGUCCCAUACUUGUCCCUCAUUCCAAGUGGAACCUUUAAGGACAUCGCUUCUGACAAUGGAACAUGCAAAGCAAAACACUUGCCAUAUCAAAUCUCCUCUCUGUGUUUGAAGGAACAUGACAUUUUCUAUUGUAGCCCAUCUUUAACUGUAAAACCCUUAUAAAAAUUGCUGCAUCAGCCCUUGAUGUCUGGCUGUGAGAAGGAGCUGUGCAAUUGUGGUGAUCUGUGCUGAUCAUGUAAGAGUAAUUCCAUCCACAGCAUGCUUUGAUGACCUUGGUGACAUUUUAUACUGCAAUUUAUGUGCAUUGCUAACCAUUUUGACUAAUUAGAUUUGAGGUAGAGCCCCAGUCCCAGAUUGUACUGCAGUUUAUGCAAUCAAUAACUUUGGGAAUCGUCUGGUCUUGUAAGUUAUGCAUUGAUCAAGGCAGCAAACUUCUUUAGUACUGAUUUCCUUGCUUCUUUGGGAACUCUUCACCAGCAGAUAUGUACGUUACCAAACAAACAUUUUGUAACGUGGAAUUUUCUGUGAACAUUUACAUCCUUGUUCUUUGUCUCCCAGAAAGUGUGUGUAUUAGUAAUGAAGGAGUUUAGAAUUGUAAAACUGGUAUAAGACAAUCCAAGCAUGCUCCAGAAUGUCUUGUAUUGAAAGAGGAUGAAAAAGCUGAUUACCUGAGGAUUUUGGAGAGCUAGCUCUGGAUUUCUUUCUUUUUUUUUUUUUUAAGAGUUUCAAAGAGGAGCAAAACUUCUCAGAGUGAAUGCCAGACCAGACAAUGCUCAAAGCAAAUGUAAAGUUGAAACUGUUAUGCUUUGUAUUUAUUUUUUAGUUUGUUUCCUUUAAAAUAUAUAUGUUAAACAAGAAAAAAUAUAUAUAUUUACAGUGUUGAAAACUAGAAGUGCACCUCUACAAGGUGAUGUGAAUGUGAUUUUAGGAAUAAAGUGAUCUUUUGUGCUUAA
Molecule: messenger RNA, 11853 nt
Organism: Malaclemys terrapin pileata
Lineage: Eukaryota; Metazoa; Chordata; Testudines; Emydidae
Gene: BTBD9
Product: BTB domain containing 9
Exons: 11
Coding region: 70-1905 (611 amino acids)
Biological process (GO): circadian behavior; adult locomotory behavior; modulation of chemical synaptic transmission
Molecular function (GO): protein binding
Source: RefSeq, a predicted model, not a curated record